Messenger RNA from Pyricularia pennisetigena, 1770 nucleotides. RefSeq lists its product as uncharacterized. Gene Ontology annotation, cellular component: membrane. The transcript is spliced from 2 exons. Gene Ontology annotation, biological process: amino acid transmembrane transport. The record is from RefSeq and is a predicted model, not a curated record. Bases 1 to 1770 code for a protein of 589 amino acids. Lineage: Eukaryota; Fungi; Ascomycota; Sordariomycetes; Magnaporthales; Pyriculariaceae. Gene Ontology annotation, molecular function: L-amino acid transmembrane transporter activity.
AUGACGCCCUAUCUGCCGCCCGCUACGGGCACCGCCAUCAACACGGACCUGGAGUCGGCAAACACCAACGCGCCGACGAUGACGCGCGCGUCACGAGAGGACGAAGCGAAUAGCCUGGAUGGCCUCGUACACCUGAACGGGGUUGUCCCCGUGGAGACGAACUCACCAAUGGGUCAGUCGGUCGGGCCUUUCACCGUCGUCAUGUUAAACAUCGGCAAUAUUAUAGGAAUCGGCGUCUUCUCAACCUCUUCCUCCAUCCUCAAAGGCACCGGCUCAGUCGGCAUGAGCAUGAUCUACUGGACCAUCGGGAUUCUCAUCGCCGCCAGCCACCUCGCGGUAUUCCUCGAGUUCGCCUGCUACUUCCCCAAGCGCUCAGGGUCGCUAGUCGUCUUUCUCGAGCAGUCCUACCCGAAGCCGCGAUACCUCUUCCCCAUCAUGAUCGCCCUGGUCGGCCUCGUGCUCGGCUUCGGCAGCAGCAUGGCUCUCGUGUUGGCCAAGUACAUCUUCCAAGCCGUCGGGCACACGUACACCACCUGGGAGCUCAAGGGCCUCGCCGUGGCGGGCUACACGGCCGUCAUCGUGCUGCUGACGCUCAGCAAUCGUGUCUCGUACUGGGUCAUCAACGCCAUGGGCGUCGUCAAGAUCGCCACGCUCGCACUCAUCUCGGUCGCUGGCCUGGCCGUGCUGGGCGGCCGCGUCCCCACCAUCCCCGACCCGCUCGCGAACUUCCGCGACCCCUUCUCCGGAACCGCCACCGCGUACGGCCUGACCAACGCCCUCGUCAAGAUCAUAUUCUCCUACGCCGGGUCUGGAAACGGCAUCAACGUGCAAGGCGAGCUCAAAAAGUCCGGCAAGAGCCUCCGCAAUAUGGAGUUCCUCGCCCUGGGCGCCACGGGCAUCCUGUUCGUCCUCACCAAUCUCGCCUUCUUCACCGCUAUCCCAAAACACGAACUGGAAAACUCGACUGAGAUCGCGGCAAGCAUGUUCUUCCGCAAGGUGUUCGGCGACUCGGGCUGGGUGCGCGGCCUCAAUGUGCUCAUCGCCCUCUGCACCCUCGGCAGCAUAGUCUCCACAACGCUCGGCCUGUCGCGCAUGACGCGUGAGUCGGGCCGUCAGGGCGUCAUACCCUGGACGCGGUUCUGGGUCUCGACUAGGCCCUUCGGCACGCCGCUGGGCCCGUACGCGUGGCGGUGGGCGCUGACAACGCUCAUGAUCCUGGUCGUUCCCACCGGCGACGCCUUCAACUUCAUGGUCGAUCUGCAGAUGUACCCGGGUGUGUUUUUCGAGCUCGCGCUUAAUAUUGGCCUGGUCGUGGUGCGGAUUCGUCGGAGGCGGCGUGACGAGCCGAGGCCACAGUUCCGCGCCUGGAACGCCGCAUUAAUCGUCAACACGCUCGCGUCGUUGGCCGUCAUCGUAAUGCCGUGGUAUCCUCCUGACGGUGGUCCGUACGCCGGCGACGUCAGCUUCUGGUACGCGACGUACGCUGCGGCAGGAGUCGGUGUGCUGGUCGCCUGCGCGCUAUAUUACCUGGUCAAAAUCCACCUGAUGCCACGAUGGGGAGGUUAUGUCAUCCGCGAUGCGACCGUGGUGCUUCAAGACAACGUCCAGACCAACAUGCUCGUCAAGGUUCCACUAGGGGAGCUUGCUAGCUUGGAUGAGGCACACAGAGGGUCACCCUCCAACAAUUCGACGUUGGAGCCAAACAGUGGCAAAAGACUCCGAGAGCAAAUGACCGUGACGCUUCAGGUACCGCCUGCGGGAAUUGUUUAA